This is a messenger RNA of Fundulus heteroclitus (mummichog), 3702 nucleotides long. RefSeq names its product oxoglutarate dehydrogenase b (gene ogdhb). Gene Ontology annotation, molecular function: oxoglutarate dehydrogenase (succinyl-transferring) activity; thiamine pyrophosphate binding. The transcript is spliced from 22 exons. Gene Ontology annotation, cellular component: oxoglutarate dehydrogenase complex; mitochondrion. The coding region runs from base 1 to 3069 and encodes 1022 amino acids. The record is from RefSeq and is a predicted model, not a curated record. Lineage: Eukaryota; Metazoa; Chordata; Actinopteri; Cyprinodontiformes; Fundulidae. Gene Ontology annotation, biological process: tricarboxylic acid cycle.
AUGCACCGCUUAAGGACUACAGUCGCGAGGCUUCGGCCUUUAGCUGCUGCGCAGACAGCCCAGAGCCUGGCGCAGUCACGACUGUCGCCGCUCGAAGGAGGCCUAAGGACGCUUGAGCCUGUGAGGUGCCUGAACGCGUCCGUCGCAGCGGAACCGUUUCUCAAUGGAACCAGUUCCAACUAUGUGGAGGAGAUGUACUAUGCGUGGCUGGAGGAUCCCAAGACUGUGCACAAGUCUUGGGAUAUUUUUUUCCGGAACGCAAAUGCUGGCGUGCCGCCUGGUGCAGCCUACCAAAGCCCUCCGCUGCUCAGUGCGCCUUCUGACGGGGUGAGCGGCGUCCAGGCUCUGCUGGGAGCUCAGCCCAAUGUGGAGAAACUGGUGAAGGACCACCUAGCGGUGCAGUCGCUGAUUAGAGCCUAUCAGUUACGAGGCCAUCACAUAGCGAAGCUGGACCCCCUGGGUAUCAGCUGUGUGGACUUCGAUGAUGCUCCGUGUUCUGUUGGUUUUCAGAAUGUUGGUUUGUACGGGCUGACUGAAAGCGACCUGGACAAGGUGUUCCGGCUGCCCACCACCACUUUUAUUGGUGGCAACGAGAGCGCUCUACCACUCAGAGAGAUUAUUCGCCGCCUCGAGAUGGCCUACUGUCAGCACAUUGGGGUGGAGUUCAUGUUCAUAAAUGACAUGGAGCAGUGCCAGUGGAUCCGCCAGAAGUUUGAAACACCAGGAAUCAUGGAGUUUUCUUUGGAUCAAAAGAGGACCUUACUGGGUAGAAUGAUCCGCUCCACCAGGUUCGAGGAGUUCCUCCAGCGCAAGUGGUCUUCAGAAAAACGUUUUGGUUUGGAAGGCUGCGAGUCGCUCAUCCCGGCCCUUAAGACCAUCAUCGACAGGUCCAGUCAGUGCGGAGUGGAGAGCGUGAUCCUGGGAAUGCCUCACAGAGGCAGGCUGAACGUGCUGGCCAAUGUUAUCCGGAAAGAUUUGGACCAAAUCUUCUGUCAGUUCGACUCCAAGUUGGAAGCUGCUGAUGAGGGCUCAGGAGAUGUGAAAUAUCAUUUAGGCAUGUACCACAAGAGGAUGAACCGAGUCAGCGACAGGUACAUCAGCAUGUCACUCAUGGCCAACCCGUCCCACCUGGAGGCUGUGGACCCAGUGGUGCAGGGGAAGACCAAAGCAGAGCAGUUUUACUCUGGAGACACCGAGGGCAAGAGGGUGAUGUCUAUUCUGCUCCAUGGAGAUGCUGCGUUUGCAGGCCAGGGAAUUGUGUACGAGACAUUCCACCUGUCCGACCUGCCAUCCUACACCACACAUGGCACCAUCCACGUGGUGGUCAACAACCAGAUCGGAUUCACCACAGAUCCCAGGAUGGCCCGCUCUUCUCCGUACCCAACAGACGUGGCCCGAGUGGUGAACGCGCCUAUUUUCCACGUCAAUGCAGACGACCCGGAGGCCGUGAUGUUUGUGUGCAACGUAGCAGCAGAGUGGAGGAACACGUUCCAUAAAGACGUUGUUGUAGACCUGGUUUGUUACAGACGUAACGGCCACAACGAGAUGGAUGAGCCCAUGUUCACCCAGCCGCUGAUGUACAAGCAGAUAAAGAAGCAGAAAGGAGUCUUGCAGACGUUUGCAGAAAAACUCAUUGCUGAAGGAGUCAUCACAACACAACACUACGAGGAGGAAGUAGCUCGAUAUGACAAAAUCUGUGAGGACGCUUAUGCUCACUCCAAAGAUGAGAAGAUCCUGCACAUCAAACACUGGCUGGACUCUCCUUGGCCAGGUUUUUUCACCCUGGAUGGUCAACCUAAAACUAUGAGCUGCCCUUCCACUGGCAUCCGUGAAGAUGAGCUCUGUCACAUUGGAAAUAUCGCAGCCUCUGUUCCCGUGGAAAGUUUCACAAUACAUGGAGGGUUGAGUCGUAUCCUGAAGGGACGCGCAAAUAUGGUGAGCCAGCGAGUGUGUGACUGGGCCCUGGGCGAGUACAUGGCCUUCGGCUCUCUGCUCAAAGAGGGCAUCCAUGUGCGUCUCAGCGGACAAGAUGUGGAGAGGGGGACGUUCAGCCAUCGCCAUCACGUUCUCCACGACCAGAAUGUUGAUAAAAGGAUCUGCAUCCCGAUGAACUACAUCUCCCCUGAUCAGGCUCCUUACACCGUCUGCAACAGCUCUUUGUCUGAGUACGGGGUCCUGGGUUUCGAGCUCGGCUUUGCCAUGGCCAGCCCCAACGCUCUGGUUCUGUGGGAGGCCCAGUUCGGAGACUUUCACAAUACGGCUCAGUGCAUUAUCGACCAGUUCAUCAGCUCAGGACAGGCCAAGUGGGUCAGACAGAACGGCAUCGUGCUGCUGCUUCCUCAUGGCAUGGAGGGGAUGGGCCCAGAACACUCGUCAGCCCGUCCUGAGAGGUUCUUACAGAUGUGCAAUGACGACCCAGAUGUUUUGCCUAAACUGUCAGGGGACUUUGCGGUGCAUCAGCUCCAUGAUUGUAACUGGAUCGUGGCCAACUGCUCCACUCCUGCCAACUACUUCCACGUUCUCCGCCGACAGAUCCUACUGCCCUUCAGGAAGCCUCUCAUUGUCUUUACUCCAAAGUCACUGUUGCGCCACCCAGAGGCCAAAUCAAGCUUUGAUGACAUGCUGCCUGGCACCCACUUCCAGCGCCUCAUCCCGGAGGAGGGGCCUGCUGCCGCCAGCCCUCAGGAAGUGAAGAGGGUGAUUUUCUGCACAGGCAAGAUCUACUACGAACUCAUCCGAGAACGCAAGAGCAGAGGCAUGGAUGAUGCUGUUGCUAUUGUUCGCAUCGAACAGCUCUCACCGUUCCCCUUUGACCUGGUGAAAGCGGAGACUGAUCGCUACCAGAAUGCUGACCUGGUUUGGUGUCAGGAGGAGCAUAAGAACCAGGGUUACUAUGACUACGUGAAGCCCCGCCUUCGCACAACAAUAAGUCGCACUCGUCCCAUCUGGUAUGCGGGUCGUGACCCUGCAGCAGCUCCAGCGACCGGAAACAAGCACACUCACCUGAUGGAGCUUCAGCGUUUGCUGGGCGCAGCGUUCGAUCUGGACAGCUGUCCAGGGAAACUCUAACAUCCAGUCUUCCAUGGACCCGCCUGCUGGGCCUCAGGGUCCCGAUACGGCUCAGACUUUACUGACUGUCAACACUGUUACCAUGAAGGCGUUGUGUUCACAGUGAGGGACAGCACAUAGAAAACCACACGAUUACCUUGCACUGAAUGAAUGUUCAAGACAAGUUUUAAUUUGCUUCUAUUUUACUGUUCUACUGAUAAUUUUUUAUUUUUUUGGCCAAAUAUUCACUGGUAUACAAAAUAACUACUACACUACAACCACUACUAUAUCAAUCACCAGUUAAGGAAUAUUUAAAUAUUAAAGGAAAGUUGGGGGGGAGGGGGGCUCAGAAAUGCAGAUAGCUAGUCUGGAAACUAGUACCAACCAAUAAAUAUCUAAAUUCUUUCACUGAGGUUGUGAUGAAAAAAAAAUAGAUGGAAAAAAAAUAACUAUACACGUCACAUUUUAGAAGCUAGUCAGAGGUAACUUAUUUAAACCUAUUUUGUUUGAGAAUUAGCUAGCAUGGCCCGGCCUGUGGUAUGAAGGUGCCAUGAUUAGAGCACCAUUAUAUCUGUCCUGUUCUCCCUGAGGUUUAAGUCUUUUAAUGAAGAUUGUCCAGCUAUCUGAAGCAUAACCAUAUGCCCCCUCCCCCCC